AUGAGUCUGCGUAAUUUCAAAGUAUUGAAGCGCUCAAAGCUACUCGGCGAAGUAAACUUCAAUGACGCUGUGCUAAUCGGCCAUAUCCACCACAGCAGAACCGAGUGGACCCGCCUCCAAUCCAAUUACAAAGCCUACCAAUUCACCGGCAACCGGCAGCAAUUCCUAUAUAAACUGUCAAUCUGGAACCUGGGACAACGUUACCGCACUGUACCGAACCAAUUCCACCCUCGAACUGGGAGUCUUGGACCGAGAGCUCAUCAACGCCCUGCCGUCACGGAGAUAUGGGCAUCGAAAACCCCGAAAGUCGUUGCUGAGGCUACGGCUGAUGCUAUUGCACAUCGGGCUCGUGCUUUUGGGAUGAGUAUUGUUUAUCAUAAUCGGCCUAGGCUUCUCGAGGAUAAGGAGGGAGAUGCUAGAUAUGAGAUGUUUGUUGAACAUCUGGGGGAUGAUGUAGUCAUUAUCAAUACAGCGCGAGGCUCGUUGCUUGAUGAAGCAGCCUUUGUAGAAGCGCUACAAGCAGGAAAGGUGGCGUCUGCCGGAUUAGAUGUCUUUGAAAACGAACCAGUUGUUCAUCCGGCCUUCUGCACAACAGUUAUGUUCCUCCCUCAUAUUGGGACAACACGUGAGAGCGUGAGAUGGAGUCGUUGUAUAGAGAAUGCCCCGGAAAAAGGCAAAUUUUGA
Molecule: messenger RNA, 684 nt
Organism: Aspergillus alliaceus
Lineage: Eukaryota; Fungi; Ascomycota; Eurotiomycetes; Eurotiales; Aspergillaceae
Exons: 7
Coding region: 1-684 (227 amino acids)
Cellular component (GO): cytosol
Molecular function (GO): NAD binding; hydroxypyruvate reductase [NAD(P)H] activity; glyoxylate reductase (NADPH) activity
Source: RefSeq, a predicted model, not a curated record